Molecule: messenger RNA, 1625 nt
Organism: Penicillium brasilianum
Lineage: Eukaryota; Fungi; Ascomycota; Eurotiomycetes; Eurotiales; Aspergillaceae
Source: the annotation of a GenBank genome assembly
CGAGAAAUGGCGUUCAUGAUAUGUAGAUCGAUCGAAGAGGGAGUUAAAUACGGGGAGUCUCGCCCAUGUGCAAAGAAAACCCUGAAUUACCCACUCUCAAGCAGAGAGCUGAACAUAUGUUGUCUCAAAUCUUGAAGUCGUUCGUGGUCGCGCUGGUGGUCAGCGCGACCACCGCGUCGGCACAGAAUUCUGGCAAUUCGCUCGUGAGCCGCAGGCUCACCGAGUAUCUGAUGCCGGUCGCUACGGAGACACAUGAGUUUGCACGCGUGCCGAACUCGAAUUUCGUGCUGUUGACGCAGAUGUCUGACAGCGAGUUGAUCAAAAUCGAGCUAGAUGCCACCACCGAAGAGCCCAUUGCUUUCCAAUCGUUCCCUUUGGGAAAGAACAGCAGUUCUCAACUACACGGCGUCUGGCCUUCGACGGUGCACCCCGGCAUGAUGUGGUUGUCGCUGCAGGCCGACAACAAGUUGCUCCUCGUGGAUCCUGGCCAGAACCUCACCACUGCGCCGUCCAUCAUACAGACGAUCGACAUCCCGGCUCCAGGAAACGGCCCGCAUUGCGUCUUUGAGAUUGGCAACCGCGUCUGGGCCGGCCUCAAGGUGGCAUCCGAGCAAACGGGCCAGUAUUACGUCUUCUCCGCCGAUGUCUCGAACUCCACGGAUCAGAAGUUAUACCAAUGCCUCAAAAGCCCCGUAUUCAUCAAGGAAGAGCCUACCACCGGCUUCAUCUACGUCACCCAAGAUUCGGACUCGUCCAUUAUGCGCAUCAAUGUCACCAGCGGCGAGACGACCCAGCUGCCCAUCCCGCCCAGCGUCGGCAACAACGCCGUCGGAAUGAUCACGGCCUACGGUCCCAUGAGUGGCGUGUGGUUUACUCUCGCCGGCAAUGCCACCGGCGGCACCGGCACCUUUGGCCAUAUCGGAUCCACUGGCGAGAUGAAGUUCUUCCAGCUCGAGCACCCAAUGCUCGGCGCCAAUGCCGGCUUGUUGCACCUCGCCGACGCGUCGAGCGUAGCCGGCGGCCCAGCCUUGUGGCUCUUGUCGACCUCGCUGCUCAGCACUAAUUCGCCCGAUGCCCUGAUCCGCGUGACUUUUGAUGCCGGCGUCACCUCCGUUUCCGGCGAGGAGUACAUCUCCAUGCUCACCCAAAACGCCAUGGUUCACCGCGUCUUGCCCUUGGAUGCCACGGUUUUGGUUUCUGAGCUGCACACUUUCACCCUCGCUCAGCUCUCGUACAACAACACCAUUGCCGGGCAGUGGCUGCCAGCUGAGUCUGUUAGCAACGCGACAUAUACCCAGCCCGGUUAGAGAGGAGUCUCCCGAUGGAAAGCCUCUACAUAGAUUACAUAGCCACUUUGUGGCCGAUAGAUUACUUAAAAUCUAAUUCAAUCACAUUAUAAACUUUGAUCUUUUGUGCUUGAAGUUUGGAACUUCAAAUUUGGCAAUAAAUUUCCAGGGAACAUGCCAACUCUCCUUGAUCACCGAAGAUGUGAGCUAAUAAGCUCGUCGCGUUGAUUUCGUCUAGUUUAUCAAUGAAUUAGCCUAAUUCACUCAUAUCACGACUACUUUUGACAUGGUGCUCCCCCCUUUGAACAGGGGCAUCUGCGUGUAUGACUUGAUGAGCGG